GGCAUUGAAUCUCUCAUUGAGUCUCGCGUUUGAUAAAAACAUUUGGCAAUACUUUUAGCAAUACUUUUGUCUCGCAUUUCAAUGCAAUCAUACGUUUCAGACGUUUUCGCUGUUUAUUGUGUUUAUUAUUAUUUGCAAAUUUUGCACUGAUUUUGGUUUUGGCGGACCUUUUAUCGCAUCCAUUGACGCAAACCAUUCAUAUUAUCCAUACAUUUGUCUCGCAUUGAAAUGGCAUUCAUUUGCAGUGAAUUACUCACCAAAUGAUGCAUUGAUUGAGCGAUUGAUUGAGUGAUUGAUCUGUUUUUGGUGUGAAGACAACGGAAGACAUAAUCACCAGAAAUGUUGUACAUAUUUCUCGUGGAGAGCGGAUCUAUGAUGACGUUUGACAUGAAUCUCGCACUUCAGACUGUGGCUAAUCUGAAGAAAGCGAUUGCCAUUCAAUGUCAGGUUCCCGAAGAGAAACAGGUUUUGCUGAUCAGUGGCGGCGAGAGUCUGAACACAACGGCCAGAGUUUGUUCGUACGGGUGUUCGGGGACUGACACGAGUCCUAUCUUUCUCUUCAGCAAAGAGUCGAUCGAAAGUCUGAAUCCACCGAAAUGUGUGACCGAAUACGACCCGGACGUGGAUAUGGCCGACAGAGUCCAGAGUUGUGUCGAUAUGAACCCCAGUAUCCAUACAGUGGUCGCGCGGGCAGAGAUGGCACAACAGCUGUACGAAGUGGCCAAACAGCAGUUCCACAACUGCGAGCGACUCGUACACGACCAGCACCUCCAGCAACAGGGAUGGGCUGCAGUGGUCGCCAAUCUCGAAGACAUCGCCAACUCUUUCGCAAACAGCGCUCUUCUAUUGGAGGAAAUGUUCAAUCAAUUCAUUGAAGAAAAACAAUUUUUUAUCGAUUUAUUACAAAAUUUCGAUGAGGACAUCAAAACCUUAUCAGAGAUACCGAUAUUACAUAAUUUGAUGACAAGUGUCAACACUAAUGAGACGAACGACCAAAACAAAGAAUCGACGAGUCUUUUAGAGUGGAUCAGUCAAAGGGAUAACCAAAACAGUUUGGAUCAACUCUCCCAACACUGCGAGUGGAUCAGUCAAAGGGAUAACCAAAACAGUUUGGAUCAACUCUCCCAACACUGCGGCCAAGGGUUAGAACAGUUCGAUUCGGAACAGCUCUUGAGAGUGAAAGACGAGGUGAAGGAAGUGAUGGAUUCGUGCAAUCAGUCGAAUAUGAAAGAAGUGAAAGGUUUGGAGGAAAGGCUCUAUGGGUUGGAGAAAUUGAUGUGUGAAUCGAAGAAGAUUGUGGACGAACAGAGAGAUCUGGCGCAGGCUUUCUAUCAGAACCAGGCGCGAGCCUCCAAUCUGCGGGAUCCGUCCAUUUUGCCCGACCUGUGCGCCAGUCAUCAGCAACAGCUGCAGGUUAUGCUGAAGAACCACCAAAAACUGCGUGACAUCCGGCGCAGGUGUGCGCGCGCUAAGGAGGAACUGUCCGGCAAUCUUCACGCCCGCCUUCGAUGGAUUGUCUUCAUCGAGAAGAAGCUGUCGGAAGUGGACUCAAGAGUAUUGAUAUAUCGGGAAAAUAUUCGGCGACUGAAGAAGCACUUGAAAGUUGUCCAUCAAAUCCAUUUGGCGCCCAAAAUCUAUUUGGCGUCAGUCGUCGAAGUGGUCAGACGUAAGACAUUUUCGAGUGUAUUCCUCGAGUGGGCGACGAGUUUGGCCCAAAACUCAGCCAAUUUAGUCGAGAACGAGAUCCAAACGAGACAAACGUUUUCCACUCAAUUAGAGACUCAUUUUCUUCGGAUUUUAUUCCCGGGAAUGAAUGACUUUCCGCCGCGUUUUGCCAACGAAUCGCCCAAUCCUUUCGACACGGAUUUACCAAAUGUUACCGAUUCUGACGUCGAGUUUCUUCGCAAACAGUUACCCGACUUAUGCGAUAUGUUGUCCGUGCCUUCGCCUGUGCCUAUGCCUCAGCCGUCCACUCAAAAAGACUCGUCUAUCGCUCCCAUUGUGUCAAAACCCAGCGAAUCAGACACUGAAGAGUACGACACCGUUAAUGAAGAAUUCGAUAACAAGGCUUCGACUGGCAAUGAAUUAGAUUUAAAACAAACCGAUUUGUCUUCAAGUCUCAAAUUAUCAUUUGUCGAACAAUACAGUGAUCUUCGGAAUGAGUAUUUGUCUUCGUUUGACUCAAUGAAAGAACAGUUAAACACUUGGCUUGUAAUGAAAGAUAAGCAGUUGUCUGAAAAUGAAGAGGAGUUUAGCGAACGUUUGGAGGAAUACAAGAGCAAAGUAUCGGAUUUAGAGAAUUCAAGUCUUGUAUCGAACAAUGAAAUCGAUUCUCUUAAACAAACGAUUGAAACUUUAAGCAAAGAUAACGAGUGUUUUAGAAGUGAAAACAAUAGUAAAGACAUGAAAAUAAGUGAAUUACAAAAUGAAAUUCUCGAGAAUAAGAAAGAGUUGACUUUAGAGCACGAAUUGGAAAUGACUUCUUUGGGCGAAGAGAUGGACAAAUUGAACGAUAAGACACAGACACUCGAAGACUUAAUCAACGCAAAGAACGAGGAAAUAAUAGCAUUGCAUCAGAAGUACGAGAAAUCAGAAUCGGAUCUUUUGGUUCGCUUUCAGGACGAGAAGGAUUCGCUUAAAAAGACUUUGAAUGAAGACUUCAACCAAAAAGAAGAGACGUUAAGAAAUGAAUUCGAGGCUAAAGUGAAACAAUUGGAGCGAAAUAACGAAUCGACUCUAAAUGAGUUGCGGUUAGAGAUGGAGAAUCAGAAGACAAAGGGUUUGAUUGAAUUGAAAGACAAGUUGGAUGCGGACCACAGGCACGAAAUGGAUAGCCUUCGACAUCGGUUUAAACUGGCAAUCAGUACGACUUCUAUUGAGAGAACGCCGUCUGAGACGAGUCUGGAGAGAGUGAAUCUGGAUGUGAUCGACCAGUUGGCACAGGAACGGGAGGUCCAGAAACUGAAACAAUUGAUUUUGGAUGAGAAGAACAAAUACGACGAACUGCUCAUUAAAUCCAAGAAAGAUAGAGACGAAGAGAUGAAAGCAAUGAAAUCAGAAAUUGCGGCCAAAUGUCAGGUGAACUUCAAUGAAGCUCUCAAUAAGUUGUCAAAUGAAAGAGAACUUUUAGCUCAAGAAUUGGCCGUAAAAGACAGCUGUAUUCAGGCGUCUAUUUCUGCUAUAAAUGAUAUUAUUUCUAAAUUAAAUGCUCAACGAAUCAGUGAUUUGUGA
Messenger RNA from Medioppia subpectinata, 3231 nucleotides. NCBI's taxonomy places the organism in Eukaryota, Metazoa, Arthropoda, Arachnida, Sarcoptiformes, Oppiidae. The record is from the annotation of a GenBank genome assembly.